Danio aesculapii is the source of this 3360-nucleotide messenger RNA. RefSeq names its product acylamino-acid-releasing enzyme-like. The record is from RefSeq and is a predicted model, not a curated record. Lineage: Eukaryota; Metazoa; Chordata; Actinopteri; Cypriniformes; Danionidae. Gene Ontology annotation, molecular function: serine-type endopeptidase activity. Gene Ontology annotation, biological process: proteolysis.
CCGCCCCCUUCUUAGCUCCAUGUUCAGCGGUCGGGUUCCUAUCCAGCGACUCUUCUGUUCCGCAGUCAUGGGCUCAACAAAGGUGCUCCGAGAGCCAGUGGAGAUCUCUCAGCUGUACCGGGAUCAGUGCCGUUUCCCCGGCUUGUGUCGUGCUGAUGUGGGUCCGGUGAUCACCUCACGAUACGGCGGACAGUACAGCAACAUCUACACAGAGUGGACUCAGCGGGAUCUGGAGAGGAACGAGAGUGUGAAGUUUUGUCGGCAGUACAUUGUGUUUCAUGAUGACAAAUCAGUGGUUUAUUCCGGACCCUCAGGAAACUGCACUGAGAUCAAGGGAGAGCUGCUCAGUGUGGAUUCUCCAUCCGGUGAAAUGAAGGCUGUGCUGAGAGAAAACACCAUUAAAGGAGAAGAAAAGCAGUUCCUGGAGAUCUGGCACAAGAACAGGAAACUGAAGUGCCUUAAUCUGACCACCCUCAACAAACACGGCAAAGUCUAUGAAGACGAUCAGUUUGGCUGUUUGGUCUGGUCUCAUUCGGAGACGCACCUCCUCUACAUUGCGGAGAAGAAACGGCCGAAGACUGAAUCCUACUUCCAGCAGGGGCCGGAGACCAGCCUGACCCCCGAUGAAGAGGAGCCCAUCAAGACUGACAAGAAGGAGGAAACCGUCCCGGGUCAUCAGUUUGAGUAUUAUGAGGACUGGGGUGAAGCUCUGGUCAGUAAGAGCAGUCCAGUGCUGUGUGUUCUGGACAUCGAGGGCAGCAACAUCUCUGUGCUGGAGGGAAUCCCGUCCGCCGUCUCUCCCGGACAGGCGUUCUGGGCUCCUGCUGACACCGGUUUGGUGUUUGUGGGCUGGUUUCACGAGCCCUUCAGACUCGGCCUCAAAUACUGCGCCAACAGAAGGUCGUCUCUGUUUUAUGUGGACCUGGCCAGCGGGAAAUGCGAUCAGCUCUCCAGUGACUCCAGCUCUGUCUGUUCUCCUCGUCUGAGUCCUGAUCACUGCAGGAUUGUGUAUCUGGAGUCGGGCAUCUACGGUCCACAUCUACAGUGCAGCCGACUCUGCAUGUUUGACUGGUACACCAAAAAGACCAGCGUUGUGGUUGAAGUGGUGCAGAGACCCAAAGACGAUGGUUUCACUGGGAUCUACAGCUCUCUGCUGUCUCCUCGCUGCUGGUCUGCUGAUAGUGAGCGUGUGCUGUUCUGCAGCGCUCAGAGGAGCAGGAAGGAUCUGUUUGUUGUUGACACCUCGAGCCGUGAAGUCACGUGCCUCACCUCUCAAUCUCAGGAGGGGAGCUGGAGUCUGUUGAACAUCCACAGAGAUCUGAUGGUCAUCAGCUGCUCUUCACCAAACUCUCCUCCAGACCUGCGGGUUGGUUUUCUGCCAGCGAAAGGCUCUGAAAGCAAGAUUUCCUGGGUCACAUUAGAGGAAGCUCAACCUCAGAGCGACAUCAGCUGGCAGACGCUCAACUUCAGCCCACCGCCCGAGCAGGACAACAAACAAUACUCGGGUUUGGACUUUGAUGGUGUUCUGCUGAAGCCAAAGGACACACCAGCUGACAGCAAACUACCUCUCAUCGUCAUGCCACACGGCGGGCCUCACUCGGUGCUGGUGUCGGAGUGGAUCUUGUCGACUGCAGUUCUGUGUAAGAUGGGCUUCAGUGUUCUGCUGGUGAACUACAGAGGCUCGCUUGGCUUUGGUCAGGAUAAUAUCUUCUCCUUACCAGGAAACAUCGGCACUCAGGAUGUAAAAGACGUGCAGUUUGCGGUGGACAGUGUUUUGAAGCGAGGCGGCUUUGAUGAGCAGAAGGUGGCUGUGAUUGGAGGAUCUCACGGUGGAUUUCUGGCUUGUCAUCUGAUUGGACAAUAUCCCGGGUUUUAUAAGGCGUGUGUGGCACGAAAUCCAGUCACCAAUCUGGCAUCCAUGGUCGGCACCACGGACAUCCCAGACUGGUGUAUGGUGGAAGCUGGAUAUGACUAUAAACCAGACAUUCAACUUGAACCUGCAGUUCUGGAGCAGAUGCUGAUCAAGUCACCCAUAAAACACGUUGCCAAGGUGAAGACUCCGGUGCUUCUGCUGCUGGGUGAAGAUGACAAGCGAGUCCCUAAUAAACAGGGCAUUGAAUAUUACAGAGCUCUGAAGAGUCUGCAGGUCCCUGUAAGAGUGUUGUGGUACCCAGGCAAUAAUCACUCGCUGUCCAAAGUGGACGCAGAAUCAGACGGGUUCAUGAACGGCGCUCUGUGGAUGAUCCAGCACCUUUCUCUGUGACAUCACUUCCUCUAACCAGCGCUUAACCAAGUGAUUUUUAGCUUCUCUUUUUUAUUGAUUAAUAACUGCAUCUGUGCUUCAGAAUCUGUGUUGAACAGAAGCAGAAACACUGGAGGAUUUUCAGAGCUUCAUGUGUUGUACAUGAUGAAAUGCAGUCUGUUUUAAAGUUCAUCUACAGUAAAAGACAGCAGAAAUCAGAAGCAGAAACAUGUUUGAGUUCUGUCACUGCUUUCUGUUAUUAAUGCUUUCGUUUUUAGGGGAACACUUGACUUGAAGUGGUGUCAUUAAUCCUUUAUAAUCAUGUUAUGACGUGUUAUAAAUGUGAAUGAGAUUUCAUGCACGCUUAUGACUUAUGAAGUGUCAUUUGCUCAGCAAUGGUAUUUUAAAUGCAAAGAUGACAUUGGUUGUUAUGACAACUUGACAUAAACAAAUACAUCACAACCUGUUUUGUCUUUGUCAUGACAACUUGAUGUUACCAAGACAACAAAACCUGUCAUAAAUCCGUCAUAAACAUGACUACCAUGAGGCAUUAUAAAUAUGUCUUGAAUUUUAUAACAUUAAUAUUUUUCUUGACCUCAACUACUGUGGCACAAGCUGAAUUUGUCAUUAAAAUGUCAUUUAAUAUCAUUUGACAGUCAUGAGACUUUUAAUAAGACAUUUUAUUGUCUCAUUACAGUUAUAAGGCCUCAUGACAAUCAUGUUUAUGACGGAUUUAUGACGAGUUUUGUUGUCUUGGUAACAUCAAGUUGUCAUAACAAAGUCGAAGACAGGUUGUGAUGUCAGGUUGUCAUAACGAACCAAGUCAUCUUUGCCCUUAAAAUGACACAAUUGAGCGAAUGACACUUAAUAACGGGGGUCAUAACUCAUUCACAUUCAUGACAUCUGUCAUAACAUAAUUAUAUGGUGUCAUGACGAUCUUAUAAACCCAUUUCAGUAAAGUGUUAGCGGUUUCAGUUAUUGGUGAGUUAUAUUUGUGCCAUGGUGUUGACUGGUCCUGAUGGUGCUCGGGUUUGUGUAUUGGGGUUAUUCUCUGAGAUGUGGACUACUGUAAGUAAAUUUCUGCAUUGUUUCCAAUAAAAUCUUCGGACUUUCUGUAA